Molecule: messenger RNA, 3870 nt
Organism: Wyeomyia smithii (pitcher-plant mosquito)
Lineage: Eukaryota; Metazoa; Arthropoda; Insecta; Diptera; Culicidae
Exons: 4
Coding region: 95-610 (171 amino acids)
Source: RefSeq, a predicted model, not a curated record
GCUCCCAUCUCUAAUAUUCUACACUACACUUCACUCGCGUUCGUUACUGCUGUCGGUUGUACGACGUUUUUUGGAGGAUAAUUCAGGUUGCAAUAUGGAACGUUAUUUACGAUUUUACAUCAAAUUCCACGGUUACGUGCUGGCACUAGCGACUAUUGCAGGCGUGGGCUUCAUGACGUUAGUGUUUUUCGACCACGGCAGGAAUAUGGUUUAUCCGUUGGAACGCUUUUAUGAUUACCGAUUCAUGGGAAGCUCAGUGAUUUUAUUUGGCAGUCUGUGGUUGGUUGCGGGAAUUGCAAUGUUCUACGGAUUGUACAAGGAAGCGAAAAUAUGGAUUUACCCUCUUGCAGUCCUCUAUAUGUUUGAUUUGUUUCUACUGUUUACUCGUGACAUUUUCCUACUUUGGGUCGAUGAGCUAUGGUAUGAAAGUAUUCUUCUGAAUCCUAUGAUGGCGUUGCCGGUAUUGUACAUUACUCUACACAUUAUGCUGACUAUUGUUGCGUUGGGCAAGCUAUUUGAGCACGCUCCAGUACAGCCAACCGGGACGAGUUUCGUUCGGUUCGAACCGUCGGUUACGGUUCAGGAAGAUGUCACGACACUAGUGACGUGAUUAAUCUUGACAUUUUAUAGAGGGAAAGGGUACUGGUGAGAUGAUGUGAACAUGAAAACGGAAACUACGAACGAAAAAUCCAGGAAGUAGCCUUUAAUUUAAAACGUUUAAUACUAUGUGUUUGAAGUAAUAUUCAUUGGUUGGAAUCUCAGAGAAUUUUCGUCAGAACGUUCGGAUAACCAACGUUCAAUGGGAAAUUUAUUGUACUUUUCAGAUUUUUGGGCUUGGGUUUUGCACAUCGUUGCUCAUAGAGAGAUAUUUUGGAAAUAAAACUAUGGAGACGUAUGGUGGUCAGUUGUAAAAUAUUCAAUUUCGUAUAUUUAAACAACUUGAUUGACUGGGAAGUAUACAUGAAGUUUUUUCCAGUAGUUUCAAGCAUUUUUAUAUAAACAUGUAAACCGCUUUCAGUACUGCAAGAUGUAUAAAGAGAGAAUAAGUUGAAUUGAUGAGAAAAAAAAAUAUAUAUAGUCUUUUAUAUUUUCAAUGACGUUGAAGUAAAAUACCAUACCAUUUCAUAAUUUUACUUAAAAGACCUUCAACUUGUCGCAAAAAAAUCUUGAAUUGGUCAAACAGCUUAAAAGCUAAAAAUUUUCAACAUAAAAUAAAUUGAAUUUUGAUGAUUCUUGCACUACCCCAAUUCAAAAAGGAGUACCCCAAGAACCAAACAAAAAAAUGCGAUUCUAAAGUUUUUCAAUGAAGAACAAGUGUGGGAACCACCCUUAUAUUCAUCUUAGCACCUAUAUUCUUCCCGUCGCUUUUAUUUCGCUCUUCUCAUCGCUCUUAAAUUCCGACUACUCGACUUAAUUAAAAGGUAAAAUAAAACUACUUUUACUUUAGAAAUAGAGUUAAAUUUUACAAUAAAUUGAACAAACAAGAGCAAUGAGAUGAAUAUAGGUCUUGAGAUGUAUAUAAGAGCAGUUCUCCUAUCAGAAUUAUAAGCAAGAUUGGAGCAAAAACAAAAACCUGAUCAUUAGAAAGGUCUAACGACACUUUAGGUGCAUAAAUUGCUAUUUUCGAUAUUUCCUGACAUCAGAAAUGAGUUCACCACUUCAAAAUGGUAAUAAUAUGAAAUUUUCAAUCAUAUAAAAAAGACUUUUAGGUUUUUUCCGACUUUUGUAUAGAGACCUGCCACUGUGGGGCGGCCUGCUUUUUAGAAUCGUAUAUGGUGAUCGCAACCUUUGUGCUACCCCGAUAGUGGGCAAAUAAAGGCACUCUGAAAACACACACUGGAAAAAACCGCGCUGCCGCUGAGAUAUAUGACCAACAUGGCAAAUGAUUUGUUGCCGAAAGCAAUAAUAAUAGAUUUUCAAUUUACACCCCUUUGUGGUAGACUGAAAAAACGUAGUUAUGCGUCAAAAUGAAAGAUUAUAGCUUUUUAACCAUUUUUGUGAGCUUUGGUGUCUCUGGCCACCAACAUUUUUUAGAGACUUAAAUGAGUUUUCUCGUGUUAUGGAAUCAUUCAAGGAAUCACAGGAAUCACAGCUACAAUCAUUCUUCUAGGGCAACUAUUUUGUGCUUUUGGAGUGUACCUGUGUUGACCAAUGUAAUCACGUUUCUACGAUGAACACUGAGAUCUUUAAUAGGUCUAAUCAAGUUUAAACUUAUGGCUAAUUCAUAAAUACAAUCUUACGUAAAGCAGCACAUUGAGAAUAUCCAAUCAAAGUGCAAUAAGAAUAUAAAAUAUUGAUACCCUUUUUGCUCUUAUCGACAGGAAUUGCAGACUUUGUCUCAAGAAUGAACUACCAAUUCACAAACAAAUAUUUAGACAGGUAAUGUUAUAUGCAGCCUCCAUCUGGACAAGUCGUUGUACAAAAACGAAAAAGAUGCUUAAAUGGAAUUAGAAUCAACUUUUGAAAAUUGUUCAGAAUAGUCUUCCGUGGUUCAGCACGAAUGCAUGGAUGUUGUGAGUUUUUGACUCUAAAAAAUCUAGGGAGGGAAGUACUUGCAAUUCGAAAGAAUCGAUAAAUUUUUUUCGAUGCCAAAUGACUAAAAAUGCAUGAAACGUCCAAAUCUGGUUUUCUCGAAGAACUUUCUGGGCCGUUUUUUGAUCAACCGAGGGUAUACAGAAUAUUUUGGAAUUGGUUUCUAAAAUGAUUCACAACUCACUCCAAAGUGAGUCAUUUGGCACUUAAAAAGAGCUUCCGCUUUUCCCAAUUUCAUGCACUCCCCCCUUGUUAGAUUUUCGAAGGACAAAAAACACAGUUUUGAGCACUUUGAAGCACCCCUAAACCAUGGUUGGCCGAGCUGUAAUACUGCAUAUGACAUAUUUUUGGGUCAAUAAACAAAAUGUAAAUGGUCGGCUUUUGGAAUUUGACAUGACCCUUGUUGCUGUCACCCUCAUGCUGAUCCACCCUACUGUAUAUCACGACUCGACUCGCAUCCGGUAUUCUAUCUAGUUCAAGAUCUGGUAUGAAACGAAAUCUAACAAUGUAUUAUCGGAACGAACGAGGCUUGCGAGCAAAAGUAGCUGAGUUGUGUUUUAGGUUCACCAGCUGUGAUUAGGACGUGGUCGUUUUCACAGAAACUGUGUGCAAGCUUGUGACUGCCAGCGCCCUGAUGAGAGAUAAAACUGUUAACCUACUAAACAUUUGUUAACCAACUUUUUUUUCGGUGCCUCUAUUUUUUGCUGUUGAGUAUUAGCACUUUGAGGAAUUUUCAAUUUUUUGAUUAAUUAUUACGUAGCGACUAAGUACCUAUUUUGACGUAGGGCUACGUCUAACAGCACUAUAUUGAGAGGCAUUCUGUGGAAACUAAAACCAAGGUGUUACGUUGAAAUGAAAGAAUUCAAACUGGAAUACUGAUGUAACUACAUGAUGGUUUCCAACAAUCAAGAUGUCGAUGGAUUGAUAAAAUUAUGGAAAAUUUUGUGAUUCUUCAGUUAUCAUUAUCACUUCAUUGUUCAACAGUGAAAAUUUUAUAAAAGUUUCAAGCUCAAAUUUUCACGAACAAUAUACCAAUCACAUGUGAGCACGCCUGGCACAGACUUCAUGAGUAGACUGCCUGCUGUGAUAUCCAGUAGAGUGUCAUUAAGAUGUAUGAAAAAAAUUACCUAUCGUUUAGCGGUAGGGCUCAAAAGUUUCGUCUUCUCGAAAAAAGUUCCCAUGCAAAAUUUCAACUCGAUUGGACAUCGGGAACACGUGCCUCAAAACUAAAAAAAUGGCAAAUAUUCUUAUUUUACUUUCUCUGAGCUGAUCCUGAAAGAAUAUAAUUUAGAAAUAAAAAAAAAUAACAUAUAUAUUAACGACGAAAUAAACUGAACA